Messenger RNA from Lodderomyces jiufengensis, 2055 nucleotides. RefSeq names its product bifunctional UDP-glucose 4-epimerase/aldose 1-epimerase (gene GAL10). The transcript has a single exon. The coding region runs from base 1 to 2055 and encodes 684 amino acids. Gene Ontology annotation, molecular function: carbohydrate binding; UDP-glucose 4-epimerase activity. The record is from RefSeq and is a predicted model, not a curated record. Lineage: Eukaryota; Fungi; Ascomycota; Pichiomycetes; Serinales; Debaryomycetaceae. Gene Ontology annotation, biological process: beta-D-galactose catabolic process via UDP-galactose, Leloir pathway. Gene Ontology annotation, cellular component: cytosol.
AUGACUUCAGAAGAUCAAUACAUUUUAGUUACUGGUGGAGCAGGUUAUAUUGGCUCACAUACAGUUAUAGAACUUAUAAACAAUGGAUAUAAAGUUAUAAUAGUUGAUAAUUUAUCAAAUUCAUCAUAUGAUGCAGUUGCAAGAAUUGAAUAUAUUACUAAAACUAGUGUGUUGUUUUACAACAUUAAUAUCAAAAAUUCAUCAGAAUUAGAUAAAGUGUUCAAAAAUCAUAAAAUUUAUGGUGUUAUACAUUUUGCUGCAUUGAAAGCUGUGGGAGAAAGUGGUGAAAUUCCAUUAAAAUAUUACGAUAACAAUGUUGGUGGUACUAUUUCAUUAUUGAAUGUAUGUAAUGAUAAUAAUGUUAAAACUGUAGUUUUUUCAUCAAGUGCUACAGUUUAUGGUGAUGUUACAAGAUUUGGUGAUGAUAGAUAUAUUCCUAUUCCUGAAGAAUGUCCAAUGGAUCCUACUAAUCCAUAUGGUAAAACUAAAUAUGUUAUAGAACAAAUAUUAAAAGAUUUGUAUAAUAGUGAUGAAAUGUGGAAAGUUGCCAUAUUGAGAUAUUUUAACCCAAUUGGUGCUCAUCCUUCUGGUUUACUAGGUGAAGAUCCUUUAGGUAUUCCUAAUAAUUUAUUACCUUAUUUAGCUCAAGUAGCUAUAGGUAGAAGGGAAAAAUUAUCAAUAUUUGGUGAUGAUUAUAAUUCUCAUGAUGGUACUCCCAUAAGAGAUUAUAUACAUGUUGUUGAUUUAGCAAAAGGUCACAUUGCUGCUUUAAAUUAUUUAAAAGAUCUUGAGGAGAACCAACCAAAAAAAGGGUUAUAUAGAGAAUGGAAUUUGGGAACUGGUAAAGGAUCAACUGUAUUUGAUGUAUAUAAUGCAUUUUGUAAAGCUGUUGGUAAAGAAUUACCAUAUGAAAUUGCAGGUAGGAGAAAAGGUGAUGUUUUAAAUCUUACUGCUAAACCUGACAGAGCCAACACCGAACUUAAAUGGAAAACUGAGUUGAAUAUUGAUGACUCAUGUAAAGAUUUAUGGAAAUGGACUACUGAGAAUCCAUUCGGGUUUGAAAUUAAAAAUUAUAAAUGGGAAAAAUUCAAUGAUUUAAACAACAGAUUACAUACUUUUACCUUGGGGGAUUUUAAAGUUAAAUUUUGUAAUAGAGGAGCAUUAAUUCAAAGUGUUAAAGUAGGUAGUGAAGAACUAGUUCUUGGUUUUGAUAAAUCAGAGGACUAUGAAAGUGAAACAAAUCCUUAUUUUGGUACAACUAUUGGUAGAUUUACAAAUAGGAUCAAAAAUGGAGAAUUUGAAUUGGAUGGUAAAACUGUUAAAUUAACAUCAAAUGAAGAUUCUAAUACAUUACAUUCGGGUUCAAAUGGAUUCGAUAAACGAAAUUUCUUUGGACCGAUUGUUAAGUUUAAAGAUAACAAGUUUGAUAUUAAAUUUAAGUUAGUAGAUCAAGAUGGUAAUGAUGGAUUUCCAGGUGAAUUAGAAACCACUGUUAAUUAUGUGGUUGAAAAUGAUCCAACGCCAGCAAUAACUAUAGAAUAUGAAAGUAAAUUAUUAUCACAAGAAUUCACAAUUAUUAAUUUGACAAAUCAUAGUUAUUUCAAUUUAUCUAAAAAUCCAACUAUUGACAAUACUGAAAUUAAAUUUUUCACAAAUAAAGUAUUAGAGUUAGAUUCAAAUGGAUUGCCAACUGGUAAAAUAGUCACAAAAGACACUUUACCAACAAAAUUAACUUCAGAUACAAAAUUCGAUGAUUGUUUUGUUGUAAAUGAAACAAGUGAAAUAGAUACAAGGUCGAAUCAGCUUAAAAAAAUAUUUGAAGCAUCACCUCCAGACUCAAGUAGAAAAUUAACAAUAUCAACAACAGAGCCAAGCUUUCAGUUCUAUACAGGUGAUGGAAUAAAUACCACAGGGUUUGGUAAAGGAAGUGGAUUUUGUAUUGAACCUUCGAGAUUUGUUGAUGCAAUUCAUUUGCCAGAAUAUCAUAAGCAAGUUAUUUUAAAAAAAGGAGAGGUUUAUGGUGCUAAAUCUAAAUUAGAGUUUUCUAAAAAAUAA